AUGGUUACCAAAGCUACUCUUGCUCUGCUCGCGGCGGCUUUCCCGCUUGCUCUCGCUGCGCCCCUCACUGGCAGCAACUCGGAGCUUCGACUUAUCAAAACUUCAGAAGAUGACGUUGGCCAGUGGGUGACUGAACAGGAGAAAUUCGACAGAUUUACCUCAAAGAACAUUGGAUUCAUUGACAUUACUGAUAUCAAGGAUGAUGAGGUGCUAUCCAUUCUGUCAAGGCCACCAUCAGACACCUCUCUGACCACCCGUGCUGUCACUUAUCCGACAAGGGUUGAGCACGUAGACGAAGCCCAGUCGCUCAUUGCAAAAGUGUCCACCAGUGGUCCGCAAAGCUGGCUGACUACGUUUACUCAAUUCACUACUCGGCAUUACCGCUCAACAACUGGCACUCAGGCUUCAGCCUGGCUAUUUGAUCAAGUCUCCAGCAUUGCGUCUGCAAGACCGGAGAUUAUUGUGCAAAGGUUCACCCAUACCUGGAACCAGCCUUCUAUCAUUGCCCGGUUGCCUGGACAGAGUUCAAACCUCAUCAUUGUGGGUGCUCACAUGGACUCCACCGCUGGCUCGACUACAGCCCGCAGCCCCGGGGCAGAUGAUAACGGCUCUGGAUCAGUUACUAUUCUUGAAGCCUUUCGUGUCAUUGCCCAGUCAGACUUCGCCCCCGAAAACACAAUUGAGUUUCACUGGUAUAGUGGUGAAGAAGGCGGGCUUCUUGGGUCCCAAGCAAUCUUCGCCAACUAUAAAUCCACUGGGAAGACAGUCCUUGCUAUGCUCAACCAGGACAUGACUGGCUUCUCUCCAAGCAACCAGCUGGCUGUCUAUACUGAUAACGUUGAUGCAGCUUUGACACAAUAUGUUAGAGUAAUUGCUACCCAGUACACGGGUGCUGCACCUCUUACCACACGAUGUGGUUAUGGCUGCUCCGACCACGCAAGUGCUCGCUCUAACGGUUUCCCCUCUGCCUUUGUCAAUGAAGACACAUUCGAGAGGUCCAACCCCAGCAUCCACACUGCUGGAGAUUCUCUCGAUAAGAUUCAGUGGCCGGCAGUUCUUCGACAUGCCAAGUUUACCGUGGGAUUCCUCGUUGAGGCAUCUUAUCUUUGA
Molecule: messenger RNA, 1110 nt
Organism: Trichoderma aggressivum f. europaeum
Lineage: Eukaryota; Fungi; Ascomycota; Sordariomycetes; Hypocreales; Hypocreaceae
Exons: 6
Coding region: 1-1110 (369 amino acids)
Biological process (GO): proteolysis
Molecular function (GO): metalloexopeptidase activity
Source: RefSeq, a predicted model, not a curated record